ACGUUCUCCAUAUUGCAUCUUGCAUAUUACGUGCAUAAGCUUAUAAGGCAAAGUGCUCUCGAAAAUCGAUUUUUUGUCUUAUUUUUCGUUCAAUUUCUAUCUUUUGACCGUCUUGUGCAGCCCUGUGUGUUUUUCGGCACUUUUUGCUCGUUGCGAGUGGAUAAAGACCAUAAGCAACGAGGAGUGAGGACACUCAAGUUUUCUUCGCCUGGAGUAAGGAAUAUCGUCAUCUACUCAGUUCUCUUCAAUAAGUCGUUCGUCCGAUUGGGCGCUAUCGUUUUAUAUGACUUUAGAAAGACACAAAGAGACAUUAUUAACCAAAAGUAUAGUUGGGAGUUCGGGGCUCGAGCCAGCGAGGUGUAUGACUUCGCAGCGUCGAAAGCUUACCCCUUAUAGGAAUACGAAAUUCGCUUCCAAUAGGCACCGGAAACUGCAGCCUUUUAGAGAAACGUGACUCGUCGACCCUGCCGAUAACCACAUCAACAAGUGUCAUCGCCUACCGUCGCGUAUCGUUUUUGUUUCUCGUCCACGAUUAACCGACCACUAGUUCGUCCGUCGGACGGCAGCCGACUAUCGUGCGUCGGACUAACCACCACCCUUCAUCCCCCGCCAUUUUACUUCACACUUUGAACCCCCCAACCGUUUGUCCCACACGCUCCCCAGUGCUGUCCAUUUUGACUAUUUUUUUAUAAUUAGGUGUCCAUAAUAUCCUUGCUCUUCCUUGUGUUAAAUUAGAUAACGAGCAUCAAAAUGAGCGUCAACGUCAACCGUAACGUUAGCGAUGUUUUCUAUCGUUACAAGAUGCCUAGGCUUCAAGCCAAGGUCGAGGGUAAAGGUAAUGGUAUUAAAACCGUUAUCGUCAAUAUGGCCGAGGUCGCUAAAGCCAUUGGUAGACCGCCCACUUACCCUACCAAAUAUUUUGGAUGCGAAUUGGGAGCUCAAACUUUGUUUGACUUUAAGAAUGAACGUUUUAUCGUAAACGGUUCUCACGAUGCCGUUAAACUUCAGGAUUUAUUAGAUGGCUUUAUUCGUAAGUUUGUGUUAUGCCCGGAAUGCGAGAAUCCCGAAACCGAGCUGUUGGUGAGCACCAAGAAAAAUACCGUCACCCAGGGAUGCAAAGCUUGCGGCUACCACGGACUCCUAAUCAGCAACCAUAAGCUGAUGACGUUCAUAUUGAAGAACCCGCCGAACUUGAACCCGGCCACCCAGGGCUCCUCGUUGACCGAGGGUAAGCGUAACAAGCGCAGCAAGAAGAACGGCGAAGGAAACGGACACGAAAAUGCCGGAGACGAGUCGGUCAGUGACGGCUCGAUUCUGGAGUCGUCGCAGUCGCAAGAGAAUAACGGCAUCGGCGGUAACGAGCAGGAGGAGGACGACGAUCAGGGGUGGACCGUCGAUGUGUCCGAGGAAGCGGUUAGGGCCCGUAUGCAGGAUCUGACAGACGGAGCAAAAUGCAUGACGAUCAGCGAUGAUUUGGAAAAGACCGAGAAGGAACGCAUGGACAUUUUCUACACACAAGUGAAAAGGAAACUCGACGAGGCCGCCCUGGAAAAAGCGGAAGUACAGAAAGAGCUGCUCGCGGAGGCCGAACGUUUAGAGAUCAAAACUAAAGCUCCUCUGGUUCUCAUGGAAUUGUUGUUCGACCAGAAUGCUUUGCAGCAGGCCAAAAAAUAUCGUCCUCUGCUACUUCGGUUUACACUAAACGAUAAGAAGGCGCAGCGUUACCUGAUCGGCGGAUUGGAACAGGUGGUGGCUUUGCACAAAUCCGUGCUCAUGCCAAGAGUGCCCGUUUUGCUGAAAUUGCUUUACGAUCUGGAUGUACUGCAAGAGCAGUCUAUUUUGGAUUGGUCCGAAAAGGUGUCUAAAAAAUAUGUUUCUAAAGAGCUUAGCCAGGAGAUUCACGAUAAGGCGGCACCAUUCAUUAAGUGGUUGAAGGAGGCUGAUGAGGAAUCAUCCGAGUCUGAGGAGGAAUCUGAUGGAGAGGUGGAAAUCGAGUACAACGAUCGUGCUCAGGUGACGCCACUAAAAUCAGCGCCCGUGGCGCCGAAGGUGUCAAAACCGGCGGUCGAGGACGAGGGCCCGGACGACGUCGACAUCGACGCCAUCUAGAGACGGCGGCGGCAAUAACGGCAGGGUCAAAUCGUUUCCCAGUUUUCAAUGUCAAAAAAACGCUGCUUUACUUUCAUACUAUUACUAAAAAUCGGUGUUUUUUUUUUACAUUACUUUUACUAUGCAUAAGAAAGGUGUUUAUUAUAUUUACAUGAUAUAAUUGCGAAUAGGUUAAAAUAUUGCGGCUCAGUGGGAGAGGCAGUUGUUGAUUCCGCUGCCGAUUUCUGUGAGAGUGCAAUUUUAUUAUUGUUUUAAUGUCGAAUAAAAAGAAUACAAAAGCAA
Molecule: messenger RNA, 2391 nt
Organism: Anthonomus grandis grandis
Lineage: Eukaryota; Metazoa; Arthropoda; Insecta; Coleoptera; Curculionidae
Gene: eIF5
Product: eukaryotic translation initiation factor 5
Exons: 12
Coding region: 751-2109 (452 amino acids)
Biological process (GO): translational initiation; formation of translation preinitiation complex; formation of cytoplasmic translation initiation complex
Cellular component (GO): cytosol
Molecular function (GO): GDP-dissociation inhibitor activity; eukaryotic initiation factor eIF2 binding; translation initiation factor activity
Source: RefSeq, a predicted model, not a curated record